AUGGCUACCACUACAGAAGUUCCUAGCAACGGCUCUCCUCGUUCAAACCCCCAAAUACAACCAUGUCGUUACAAGGUGGGAAAGACGUUAGGAGCGGGUUCAUAUUCUGUGGUAAAGGAGUGUGUUCACAUUGACACCGGUCGCUACUAUGCUGCCAAGGUCAUUAACAAAAGGCUCAUGGCCGGUCGAGAACAUAUGGUACGAAAUGAGAUAGCCGUACUAAAGAAGGUUUCCAUGGGCCACCAAAAUAUUCUGACACUUGUCGACUACUUUGAGACAAUGAACAACCUCUACCUCGUGACUGACCUCGCGCUCGGGGGCGAGCUCUUUGAUAGGAUCUGCCGCAAAGGGUCGUACUACGAGUCCGACGCCGCCGAUCUCAUCCGUGCUACUCUCUCCGCUGUCGCCUAUCUCCACGACCAUGGUAUCGUGCAUCGUGAUCUCAAGCCAGAGAACCUCCUAUUCCGCACACCCGAAGACAAUGCCGACCUACUUAUUGCCGAUUUCGGCUUGUCGCGCAUCAUGGACGAGGAGCAGUUUCAUGUCCUAACCACGACUUGCGGUACACCCGGAUACAUGGCGCCCGAAAUCUUCAAGAAAACGGGUCACGGCAAGCCCGUCGAUAUAUGGGCCAUGGGCGUUAUCACGUACUUUCUUCUGUGCGGCUAUACACCCUUUGACCGCGACAGCGACUUUGAAGAGAUGCAGGCAAUUUUGAAUGCCGACUACAGCUUUCAGCCGGCGGAAUACUGGCGCGGCGUGAGUGAGCAUGCGAAGGAUUUCAUUCGCCGUUGCCUCACCGUUGACCCUAACUCGCGCAUGACGGCACAUGAGGCCCUAUCCCACGCGUUUGUCGCCGGUUACAACUUGGGCGGCGAAGGCGACAGAGGUCAAAACUUGCUGCCAACGGUCAAGAAGAACUUUAACGCACGCAAGACACUUCAUGCGGCUAUCGAUACGGUGAGGGCUAUCAAUAAGUUACGGGAAGGUCAGGCAAACGCUCAUCUCAUGGACGGGGUACAAUCGACGGAGCCUGGACGAGGCGCUCCGCCACUAGACAAGGCCGAAGCGACGAAGGGCGACUCGGGGUACGCAAGCGCACAGAAUGGCGACGUGGAGAUGGGCGGUACAGGCGUACCACCAAGCUUGCGGCCCGGUGCGGCAGUGAACCGAGUCGUCGAGACGUCCAAGGGGCUAUGGACAGCUAGCCAGCCAAAGCGGUGA
Hypoxylon fragiforme is the source of this 1224-nucleotide messenger RNA. Its product is annotated as calcium/calmodulin-dependent protein kinase type I. The transcript is spliced from 2 exons. Lineage: Eukaryota; Fungi; Ascomycota; Sordariomycetes; Xylariales; Hypoxylaceae. Gene Ontology annotation, biological process: cellular response to oxidative stress; protein phosphorylation. Bases 1 to 1224 code for a protein of 407 amino acids. The record is from RefSeq and is a predicted model, not a curated record. Gene Ontology annotation, molecular function: ATP binding; calcium/calmodulin-dependent protein kinase activity; calmodulin binding.